GUUGUAUUUGAUUUUCAAGUCAUUCAGUUCAACUUGGGCUGGCAGUGCAAGCGUGCGUGUAAGUGUAACGCAAUGUUGGGAGGAGCUGCAAAAACCUUCACAAACUUCUUGGGAGCUCCAUUCCCAUUCAUCUCAUCAACCAAAAUCGAUAUCAAAAUCAAACGCACACAAACCAACCUCUCUUUUCCAUCCAAUGGCUGUCGUUGUAUCUCCGCUUCAGCCGCGUCACCCGAGCCAGCAUCUCCGGGUCAAUUCCGAGUCGACAUCCUCUCUGAAUCGCUUCCUUUCAUACAAAAAUUCAGAGGCAAAACUAUCGUCGUCAAAUACGGCGGCGCCGCCAUGAAGUCACCGGAGCUUCAAGCCUCAGUCAUUAACGAUCUCGUUCUCCUCUGGUGCGUCGGUCUCCGUCCUGUCAUGGUUCACGGCGGCGGUCCUGAAAUCAACCACUGGCUCGGCCGUCUCAACAUUCAGCCCGUUUUCCGUGACGGCCUCCGUGUCACUGACGCUGAAACGAUGGAGAUCGUUUCCAUGGUUCUCGUCGGAAAAGUUAACAAAAUUCUCGUUUCUUUAAUCAACAAAGCCGACGCCACCGCCGUCGGUCUCUCCGGUGUGGACGGAAAACUCCUCACCGCACGUCCUAGUCCUAAUUCCUCAAACCUUGGGUUCGUUGGCGAGGUUGCAAGAGUAGAUCCUGCUGUUCUCCGGUCUCUAGUCGACAGCGGACAAAUUCCAGUGGUUGCAUCCGUUGCGGCUGAUGAAUCCGGACAACUGUACAACAUCAAUGCCGAUACGGUUGCCGGAGAAUUAGCGGCGGCAUUAGGAGCGGAGAAAUUGAUACUGUUGACGGAUGUGGCGGGGAUAUUGGAAGAUCGGAAUGAUCCAGAGAGUUUGGUGAAGAAGAUUGAUAUAAAAGGAGUGACAAAGAUGAUUGAAGAUGGAAUUAUUGGUGGUGGAAUGAUUCCUAAGGUGAAUUGUUGCAUUCGAUCGCUAGCACAAGGGGUUAAAACUGCAAGUAUUAUUGAUGGUAGGGUUCCACACUCUUUGUUACUUGAGAUUUUAACUGAUGAAGGUGCUGGUACCAUGAUUACUGGCUAAUUUACUUGCGAAAUCAUGUUUUUUAGUUUUAAAUUCAAGCUCUGUGUUUUCUUCACAAUGUUGAUUGCACCUUCAAUUUGUAAGACUCGGAAAUUAGGUGGUAGAACUGGAAAGCCAAUGUAAGUUAUGUUGUUAGAUAAUAAUAAUUGCCCUGCAAUGUUAGGGGAAGCUGUUGUUUACGACCGUCUAAUGAUGUGGAGGCGUAAACAAACACUGAUUAAAUCAAACAUUUCGGACUCUAUAAUUUUUAAAACUGUGGUGUUUAAUGUUUCA
Medicago truncatula (barrel medic) is the source of this 1368-nucleotide messenger RNA. Its product is annotated as acetylglutamate kinase, chloroplastic. The record is from RefSeq and is a predicted model, not a curated record. NCBI's taxonomy places the organism in Eukaryota, Viridiplantae, Streptophyta, Magnoliopsida, Fabales, Fabaceae. The transcript has a single exon. Gene Ontology annotation, biological process: L-arginine biosynthetic process. Gene Ontology annotation, molecular function: ATP binding; acetylglutamate kinase activity. The coding region runs from base 73 to 1095 and encodes 340 amino acids. Gene Ontology annotation, cellular component: cytoplasm; chloroplast thylakoid.